Molecule: messenger RNA, 588 nt
Organism: Pseudocercospora fijiensis CIRAD86
Lineage: Eukaryota; Fungi; Ascomycota; Dothideomycetes; Mycosphaerellales; Mycosphaerellaceae
Exons: 1
Coding region: 1-588 (195 amino acids)
Molecular function (GO): protein binding
Source: RefSeq, a predicted model, not a curated record
AUGCAUAUCACCGCCACCCCUCAGCUCACUUUCGACGAGAUCGACGACCUCCUGUACUUCACCCGCGUCAACGAAGUCCAAGACCUGCAACAAACCAUCACAGAACUGAUCCAAAAAUAUCAAUGCGAAGCCAAAGACGUCCUAUCAGCAGCCAUAGACCCAGAAAGCGGCAACACAGUCCUCCACUUCUGCUCCGCAAACGGCUUCACCGAACUUCUCCGGUCCUUCUUGUCGCAAAAUGUCCCAUCCUUGGUGAACCAUGGCAACAACGAAGGCAACACACCACUGCACUGGGCAGCCUAUAAUGGACAUCUUGCAAUUGUGAAGCUUCUCGUGGAGAACGGAGCGGAUAUGUGGGCGAAGAAUAAGGCUGGGCACUUGGCCAUGUUUGAGGCUGAGCGAGCGGAUAAGAGCGAAGUUGUGCAGUACUUGUUGGUGGCAGGCGGGAAAGAGGUGGAACAAGGUGGCACGGAAGGACAGCCUUCUGAAGAAGAUGUGGCGGACGUGCAAGAGGGUGAAGCAAGCGGCAGCGUGCAGGCUGGUACAGGCGAAGAUAUCGAAAUGGGAGAAUCGAGCUCUAAGACUUGA